This is a messenger RNA of Cygnus atratus (black swan), 954 nucleotides long. RefSeq names its product olfactory receptor 52K2-like. The coding region runs from base 4 to 954 and encodes 316 amino acids. Gene Ontology annotation, cellular component: membrane. Gene Ontology annotation, molecular function: olfactory receptor activity; G protein-coupled receptor activity. Gene Ontology annotation, biological process: G protein-coupled receptor signaling pathway. The transcript has a single exon. The record is from RefSeq and is a predicted model, not a curated record. NCBI's taxonomy places the organism in Eukaryota, Metazoa, Chordata, Aves, Anseriformes, Anatidae.
ACCAUGUCCUACCCAAACCACUCCAGUCCCUCAUCCUUCAUCCUAACAGGCAUCCCCGGGUUGGAGGCUGCUCACUUCUGGAUCGCCUUCCCAUUCUGCAUCAUGUACAUCAUGGCAGUGCUGGGGAACUUCACAGUCCUCAUGGUGAUUAGGGCAGACUCAAGCCUCCAUCAGCCCUUGUUUUACUUUUUCUCCAUGCUGGCUGCCAUUGACCUGGUGCUUGUUACUUCCACCAUGCCCAAGCUCCUGAGCAUCUUCUGGUUCCAAAACCAUGAGAUCAUCUUUGAGGGCUGUGUGGUUCAGAUGUUCUUCAUCCACGGCUUCUCUGCAGUGGAGUCAGGGGUCCUGCUUGCCAUGGCCUUCGACCGUUACUUGGCCAUCUGCAAGCCCCUGCACUACUCUGCCAUCCUGACUGGUCCCACCAUUGCCAAGCUGGGCUUGGCCGCUGCAGUGCGUGGCAUUGGACUCAUGACCCCUCUGACAUGUAUGGUGAGCAGCCUGUUCUACUGUGGCACUCAUGUCAUUCCCCACUCCUACUGCGAGCACAUGUCAGUAGUGAAGCUGGCCUGUGGGGACAUCCGGCCCAACAGCAUCUAUGGGAUCACAUCUGCCAUCUUCAUAGUCGGCUUAGACACCACCCUCAUUGCCAUCUCCUAUGCGCUGAUCCUGAGGGCGGUUUUAGGCCUCUCCUCCAGAGAGGCUCACCUGAAGUCCUUCUUCACCUGUGGUUCCCACAUUGGAGUCAUUCUGCUCUUCUACGUGCCUGGGUUCUUCUCCUUCUGUGUUCAGCGUUGGGGCCAGAGCAUCCCUGUACACCUCCACAUCCUGAUGGCUGACCUCUACCUGCUGGUGCCUCCCAUGCUCAACCCACUCAUCUAUGGGAUGAGGACCAAGGUGAUCCGGGAGCAGGUGCUGAGCUUGUUCUGGCAGAAGGAGAUCCAGCCUGUGUCCUGA